This is a messenger RNA of Schistosoma intercalatum, 2265 nucleotides long. Lineage: Eukaryota; Metazoa; Platyhelminthes; Trematoda; Strigeidida; Schistosomatidae. The record is from the annotation of a GenBank genome assembly.
AUGUCAUACAAUAAUACACUUCCAUCAAAUAUUUUCUCCAAUCAUCACCAAUUCAUGCAAAUUUGUGAUUAUGACGACAAUGAUGUUGAUGAUGAUAACAAUCAUGAUCAUACUAGUAAUACCAGUCACAAUAUGAUCCAUCCACCACCCAACUUGUUCACACCACAAACUGCACAGAUGAUCUCAUCCAUACUACCCAUUUCCACUUCCACCUCCUCCACAUCUGUGAUUCACACUAAUGUGGAUAAUCACAGUGAUUCUCACUCAUUUUCCUCACAAACAGAUCCAUUCCGCUUAGCAUUCGAAACAUCACCUAUUCAUUCAAACACCAUUCAUCAUUACAAUACGAAUUGUAAUCGUCAUCUUCAUUCUGGUAUACAACACUACAACUCCUUGUUCAUUCCAUACCACAAUUACAUCAACCAAUGGAACAAUGUGCAGACGAACAAUGUCACUCCACCUGUCGACGACAACCACAACACUGUGAAUGUGGCCAAAAUAAAGGGAUUACAUCGCAAUCAUCCACAACGUCGUCAACAUCAUCGUCAUCACCGCAAUCACCAUCAACAACAACAACAACAAUUCCAAACUCACAAUGUCAAGCCGUGUGAUCUGAUCACAGAAGAUGAACCGAAACCGAAUUUCAGUUAUAUUGGAUUGAUUGCAAAGGCCAUACUCAGUACACAAGAAAGACGUAUGAUAUUGUCAGAAAUCUAUCAAUGGAUUCAACUACGUUAUCCAUAUUUCAGUACACGUGGACCAGGAUGGCGUAAUUCCAUUCGACACAACUUGUCAUUGAAUGAUUGUUUUAUUAAAGUCGGUAGAGCAGCAAAUGGGAAAGGACACUAUUGGGGAAUCCAUCCAGCCAACUUGAAAGACUUUCUCAGUGGUGACUUCAGAAGACGUAGAGCACAACGCAAAGUACGUCGAGCAUUAGGAUUGAGUCGACCUGACGAUAAAAUUCAUGAUGAUGAUGACGACGACGAUGAUGAUGAUGAUGGUGUUGACGUUGAUGGUGAUGGUGGUGGUAACGGUGAUCGAGGUGAUGACCGAAACUCACAAACACUCAAUUCUCCACUCAUUCAACAAACAUUUCUCCAAUUUCUACAUCCAUAUAUACCCACAUAUCAACUGAUCAGGUCAACACUCACACCGAAUUCCUCUCCAACACUCACAACACACAAACACACAUUCAAUGCCAAAUCAUACAAUCCACCACAUACACCAAUACCAAUCACAAACACAAACACAAACACAAACAUACUCACAUUCGAUCAAUUGACCGAUUCUACUAACAACCACUACACAAACAAUCCAUCGAACAUCACAACUCCUCUCCUAUUCAAUCCAUCACCUGUCCCACUCAUUCACAAUUCACACCGACUACCUCACCAAUCACCGAUAAAUGCAUCACCAACAAGUCGAAUGAACGAUUCCACUGAAUUCAAACAAUCAAUCCAAACACUAAACACCACCAAUCAACUAUGCAAAUCGAGUUGCACCAACGACACAUUGAUCGAUCUCUUCUACAUCAAUUUGAUGCAUUUACUCAAAAAUCAUCAUUCAUCCAUUCAAUCUGACAUGGAUGGUAAACACACAUGUGACAAGCCUCUAUUACCGGUUCCAAAUUCAAUUGCAAGUACCAACCAUACUACUACUAAUACUACUAAUACUAACAGUACAACAACAACUACUACUACUACUACUACCAAUAGUAAUAAUAACAAUACACAUACUAACGCCACUACCAGUACUACCCACACAACAAACACUAUCAUUCCUCUCAGUAUUCCUAUCUCUGAUCAUCAUCGAGUUGAUUGUCAAUAUGUGAAUUCAUCAUGUUCUUCACUCGAUCCUGUAUUCCUCAGAUCUCAUCCACUCUCCACUCAACAUCCAGUCAAUGUCAGUUUCAAUGUGGUCAACUUGAUUGAUCACAAACUCAAUCCAAGUGAUCCUGUUCCUAAUUCCGAUCCUACUCGUAAUCAUGAUGAUGAUGAUGAUGAUGACAAGAGUGUUGUUGUUGUUGUUACUGAUGUAAAUAAUGAUGCUACAAUCUCUAAAAUGAUGAAGUCACGACAAUAUCAUGUUUACAAUGAAGGUGAUCAGAAGACUGAUCUUGAUCAGAAUGAAUCACAAAAUGAUGAUGAUGAUGAUGAUGAUGAUGAUGAUGAUGAUGAUGAUGAUGAUGAUGAUGAUGAUGAUGAUGAUGAUGAUGAUGAGGAUAUUAAACUGGAAUUACAUCCAGCAAAACUCACCAUCAAUUGA